Molecule: messenger RNA, 791 nt
Organism: Perognathus longimembris pacificus (Pacific pocket mouse)
Lineage: Eukaryota; Metazoa; Chordata; Mammalia; Rodentia; Heteromyidae
Gene: Atp6v1g3
Product: ATPase H+ transporting V1 subunit G3
Exons: 3
Coding region: 22-384 (120 amino acids)
Biological process (GO): proton transmembrane transport
Cellular component (GO): vacuolar proton-transporting V-type ATPase complex
Molecular function (GO): proton-transporting ATPase activity, rotational mechanism
Source: RefSeq, a predicted model, not a curated record
ACAGAAUCGGAACAACUCGCCAUGGCCAGCCAUUCACAGGGGAUCCACCAGCUCCUUCAAGCAGAGAAAAGGGCCAAGGACAAGCUAGAGGAAGCCAAGAAGAGAAAAGUGAAAAGAUUGAAGCAAGCCAAGGAAGAGGCAAUAGCAGAAAUUGACCAAUAUAAAAUGCAGAGAGAUAAGGAAUUUCGAUUAAAACACUCUAAGGUAAUGGGCUCUCAGAGUGACCUUGCCAGUGAAAUAGACAAACAGACACUAGAGAAGAUACAGGAACUGAACGGAAACUACAACAAGUAUAUGGAGAGUGUGAUGAAGCAGCUUCUCAGCGUGGUGUGUGACAUGAAACCGGAAGUCCACGUGAACUACAGACCCAGAGCCACCAACUAAAGGCACACCAUGGUGUGUGAGCCACGGUGCGUAGCUGCCUCGUGCUUAUAAGAGCUUCAUACUGGUGUUACAAAGAACUUGAGAUGCAAUCUGAGAUCAUCUGGAUACCUCCAAAGUUCCCUGUGACAUAACUCACACACAGGAACUGAGAGAAUACAUGAAUAAAACAAUGGGAUCAUUCAUGGACAUAGUUAUGACCUUGUCAUUUACUCUGAAGCAAGUCAAGAAUAUAGCAUAGCAUUUUAUUUUACACUUAAACCACGUCAGGACAGCCAUUUAAAAGUGCUUCUUUGGUCAUUUUGUUAAUUUAGACUACGUGCUCUUCAGCGUGCUUGGUAAACUACAAUUCCUGAAGGAUAGAGUAUGAUUCCUAUAUACAUGUAAAAUAAAUAUGCCAAUGAUUUUAU